UGUUUUUUUUUAUAUUUAUUUUCAUCAUACAUUUCAAAAACUUUUUCUUUUGAAUGAGUUUUUUUUUUGUUUUCUUUCUGAUUCAAUUGAUUUUCGAUAAUCGAUAAGCGGUUCGAAUUCGAUUUUUUUCAUCAACUUUAUUGAUGAUGAUAAUUUCAUUCGAAUUCCGGCUCUACAAUGAUUGAAUAUUGAAUAUCUUAAGCUAUUCAAUUGUCCUUCGUUGAAACAAAUUGUGAUUGUUGUUUUUUUCGUUUUGUUUUUGUUUUGUUUUCGUAAUUUUUUCGAGAAAAGGAUUGUUUGAUUGUUGAAAUUCAAAUUAUUAUUAUUAUUGUUGUUGUGUGUCAUGAUUAAACUUAAUCGAAGUAAUCGACAUUGGAAUCGUUCACAACGUCGAAGAUAUCAUGAUAAUGAUUUUGAUAUUCAAUUUGAUUGGAAUAGACCUUUGAAUCAAAGUUGUUAUGUAAUAUUAUAUCAUAUAAUAUCAAAAGAUUCUAUACAGAAUAAGAAUAAAUUAUUAGCCUACCUCAAUCUAUUUACAAAAUAUUGUUUAUAUCGUUAUGGCAAAUUGGAUAUUAGCGAACAGGCAAAAUUGGCCAAUAUUAAUGGCCAAUCAUCAUCUGAAACAACAUCAUCAUUUUUAUGUGAUACGGAAAUUCUUUGUUGCCUUCGUGUUGGCCUUUUCAAUGAUGUUGCUGAAGUUCGAGCUGCUAGUUUAAGAGCGAUUCGUUAUUUUGUACAGAAUAAAAAAACAUUACAUAAUUUGAUUGAAAUUAAUCUUCAUCAUUUGAUUGCACGUUCAUUGGAUAUUGUUUUGGAAAAUCGUGUUGAACGUGUUCAAGCUAUGCGUCUUUUACGUCAUCUAAUGGCAAUCGAACCAAAUCUAUUUCCAAUUGCAUUAGGACGUUGUCUUUGUUCAAUCGCAAAUGAUAAUUAUUCAGAAAAAGAUACAUUACUUCGUGUUUGUUGGGCAACAAUAUCCGAAUUGACAAUUUUGAAUGCCAUUAUUAGUGCUCGUUCUGGUUGUAUUAAUAUUCUAGUUCGAUGUGCAUUGAAUGCCAUUACCGGUUUGAAUCUAUCAGAAUAUGAUGGCGAUCUUAGUGGUGGUAAAAAUAAUCGUAACAUAACUAAUAAUCCGAACAAUCUAGUCAUGAGUAGCGGCAAUGGUAUUUUUACUAAUUUUACCAUACCAUUUACAAAUAUUGCAUUAUCCGAAGCCAUAAUCUCAUCAUUCCUAUAUUUAUAUAAUUAUCCAGAAACUCGACGAUUAGUUCAUCCGAAUGGAUCUGAUCUAUUCUAUUUCAUAUCACCAUUCACUGAUCUUUAUUCUUUUUUUCAUGCUUCCACAGCAGCUCAAGAACAGCAAAAUUUGAAUGCAAUACAAUUAGAUAAUCAAGAUGAUCCACAUCAUCCACAUCAUGCUCAUGAAGAUGGACAAAAAUUUCCAUUCGAUUUUUUUGAUGUACAUAAAGAAAAUAAAGCGGGCCAAAAGAAUAAAAAUCAAGCACAACAAUCAUCACAACAAACAAAUGCAAGCUAUGAACAACGUACACUAAGAUAUUUAUCAUGUAAAAAUGCCAUACUAUCUAUUCUUCGUUCAUGGCCAGGAUGUUUUUUUAUGUGUCGUGUGGUUAAAAUGAAUAAAUUUUAUCCAAAUAAUAAUAAAUUAGAAUUCAAUAGUGAAUGGGUAAAUAUGUCAAGGAAACUUGCCCGUAUUUUUUUUGAAGAAAAAUUACCCGUUGAUGAUGAUGAUUCUACAUCAACAAUCAACGGAUAUGAUACAUUAAAUCCAUUAGAAUCAUUGAUUAGUCUAUUACAUUUACCAUAUACGGAAAUACAUGGUCAUAUUUUGGAAUUAUUGUACGAACUUUUUGGUUUAAAACUACCUGAAUGUUCGGAAGACUUUGAUGAAGCAAUUAGAUGUGUUUAUUUUAAUUAUCAAACUAGACAACAAACAUCAAGAAUGACCAUACAAUCGAAUAAAAAUUAUCUACCUGAUGAAUGGCAACUUUAUGAUGGUUUUGUUGCUAAAGAAGCUGAAGAUAUUUUACCAAGUUUAGCCGGUGGACGUUUAAAUUUUAUUAUUAAUCAUCAGGCUCUUUUACUUCAAUCAUUAAUUGAAUUUGGCAUAUUGGAAGCAUUGUUAAAUGUUAUUCUUGAAUCUAAUGAUAGACCAACAGUCAAUUUAUCAACCAUAAUGCUAGGAGAAUUGUUACAUUUAUCCGGUAAAUAUCUACCACAAUCAUCAUAUGCUCAUCGAUGUCAAAGCCUACCAACUUUAGUUGCAGCAUCAGUUUCCAAUUCUCGUGAACGACGUAAUCGUGCUUUGAUGACUAUAACAAUGUUAAAUCGUAUUCAGGAUAUUAAAAAACAAGGUCCACAACCUACUAGUCUAUUUUUGGAGCAGCAAAUUUUUUUCUAUUCAUCACCAUCAAAUCCAUCACCCUCAUCGAAUAUUUUGGUCGGAAGAAAAAAAUCCGGAUCAAUUUCAAAAAUGCAAGAUGAAAAUGUUCUUUUAUCAAUUAAAAAUUCAAACGUACUAAGAAAAAGCUCAUUUCGUGAUUGGAAUUGGGAUCUAAUCAUCGAUAUUCUUAAACAGCCUUAUGAUAUUAUGCUCAAAUUAGAAGAUAAAGAAGUACGUUCAUUUUGUUCUCGUUUAUUGGAAUUUUAUUUGCCUUCUAAACGACAAUUUUCGGCCAUAUCAAAAAAUAGUGGUUUAUCAUCAACCACUGAAAUGACCACUACAUCACCAACAACGUUAAAAAUGACGCAUGGACAUAAUGAAGUGCUUUAUUCAGAUAAUCCAAGACAGAUUUGUUUGGCCGCUAUUUAUUUUAUUGAUUUUCUUUUACAAGCAGAUGAAAAUCAUGCUUCCGAUUAUCUGAAUGAAUUUAUUCAUGAUCUUGAUCGAUGUUUGAAAAACAUUGCAAACAAAGUGCCAUCAUCGGAUGAAAUUUUCAUACCAUCACGUUUAUUAUCAACAUUAUCGCAGAAAUAUUUUCUACUAUUAGGUCGUUUUACUCAUAAUCGUUCGGGUAGAAAUUGGCUGAAAAAAACUCAUAUCUAUCAGAAUUUGAUCGAUUUGAUUAAUAUUUGGACGAAUGAAAUCUAUGCUAAAUUGAUUAUUUCAUCAUUUGAUUAUAGUGAAACAGAUUUUCCAAGAAAUAUUCUUUCUAAAGUGCUUACAUCAUCGAAUGAAACGACAAGAAUUUAUUCAACAAAAUUUCUACGUCUUUUAUUGCGUAUUAAUGUUACAGAUUUUGCUCAAUGGGGAAUCGAUUUACUAAUCAAUCAACUUUAUGAUCAAUCAUCUGUGAUUAGUUUAGAAGCAUUGGAUAUAUUAGAUGAAGCUUGUGCAGACAAUACGAAUUAUCUAAAAAAAGUUCUUGAACAUCGACCGGCACUUCAGAAUCUAGGCGAUAAAGGAAUAGUAUUUUUUGCACGUUUUGCAUCAUUUCCAAUCGGUAUCAAUAUGUUGAUACAGACAAAUACAUUGGAUCGAGAAUUGGAUCGUUGGCGUAAUCAUUUCCAUUUACGUUAUGUUCGUUUAGUUGAAGAUUGUCUAAAUGAAUGUUUUACUUGCCAUCAGAAAAGUGUGACUGGUAAAUAUGGACGACGACCAGAUCGAAGAAAUUUUUCACAAUUAAGAAGUAGCAGUAUGACAGCACAUCUUGUACCACAUUUUUAUGGACAAUUAGCUAAAACAUACGAAGGAUUACAGAUUAUUAUUGAACAUUCAUUAUGUGAAGAAAUGUUGGCCAUUAUUCAUACACAAAUAAAUCGUUUCAUUGUGAUAAAUAAACUACAACAAAAUGAUGAUGAUGUGAUUAAUAAAAAUGAAAAUCGUGAUAACAGUGAAUAUAAUAUACUUCGUAUGAAGGCUGCAUUAUGGGCUAUUGGUCAUAUUGGUUCGACUGAUAUAGGUUUAGAAUAUUUAAUCAAAUGUAAUACAAAUAUUUUAAAAUUGAUUACAACAUUGGUUGAACGAUCAACAAUAUUAUCGAUUAGGGCAACUGGAUUCUAUGUUAUUUGUUUGUUUGCUUCAACAUUACGUGGUGCUGAUGAAUUGGCCUGUUUUGGUUGGUCAGCCAUAAAACAUUCACAUUAUGAUUGUUUUCCUAUUGAUCAACAACAUUUUGAAAAUUUUCAUCUUUUUCCCGUUCGAAAUCAGCCAAAAGAAUUGAAUGAUUCAUCAACAACAACAACAACAGUGGUACCGAAAUCAAUCGUAUCAAUUCCAUCAGGUUAUUUUUCAUUAUUUGUUGAUAAUGAUAAUUCACCAAAUAAUUUAUUAUUAUCAUCACAAAAUACAAAUAAUACAAAUCCAUUAAUGAAUAGUAAUCAAGCAUGUCAAUUCAGUAUAAGUAGUUAUAGUAGUAGUAGUAGCAGUAGUAGUUAUCUAUCAAUAUUACCAACAACCGGACAACAUCCGUCAAAUAAAUUGAUUCGAAUCAAUGGUAAAUCAAUGGAAAAAUUAUUAAAACCUGAUAUGACAUCAAAUACAUCGAAUACAUCAUCGAUUGCAUCGUUAAGUAUUAUAAAUCCAUAUAAUACAAUAACGACAAAUAAUAAUCGAUUACGAUCAUCAUCCGAUUGUAAUUCUUCUGCCAAUAAUAAUAAUCAAUUAUUUGAUUCAAAAAAAACGAAACCUGAAUCUCAAGAUAGUGGAAUUCUUAAUCAUUCUAAUGAUGGUUUGAAUCGAUCAAAUCUAAUUUCACCGGAACGUAAUCGAAAAAUAAGUGCACCUUGUUUUCCAAUAUCAUCAUUGAUAAUGAUAAAUGAUGAUGAUAAAAUUCGUCAUGAUUCAUAUGAAAGUGCACAAACAAAUAAUAGUGAAAGCUGUUCGGCUAGUUUUACUGAAUAUUCUACAACAUCAAGUCAAAGUAAUACACUUGUUCAUCAUCGAACAUUUGAAUCGAAUAAUGUUCAAAAUGAAAGUAACAGUUUAUCAUCACAAUCAAUCACAGCUAAAUCAUCAACACUACCAACAACACCUGUACCUAUCAAUAACAAUAAUAAUCGAAUUAUAACCAAUCAAUUAAUAUCAAAUUCUAUGGAUAAUAGUAGUAAUAAUCGACAACAAACACCAAUAGUUAUUGUUAAUGGUGAUGAUCCAUAUCCAAGUCCAAUGGAUGCAUAUGGUUAUGCACAAUUAAUAGCCAUACAAAAAUGUCGAGUACAAUCACUUUCGGGAAAUGGUUUUUUCAGUUUUAGUAGUAGUAAUUUUUCCAACAGUAUUCCGGAUUCAUUUCCAAAAAGUAUCGAUUCGGUUAAUACUGAUACAUUUUCAAUGGAUUUAUUUCAAAGUAAAAAUUCAUCGAAUGAAACAUUUCAAAAAUCAUCGAAUACAAAUCGUAUACAAAUUCAAUCGCCUGUUCAAUCGAUGAUGAACGCCAAUAGUAAUCAACAAAACAAAUUGAUAAUUAAUCAAUUAUCAGUAAAUGAUACUAUACAAGGUGGUGUUAAUACUAAACAACGAUCAUUAUCGAAUGAUUCACAAAUAUCCGGUCAAUCAGAAUUUGAAAUGACAACCGGAAUCAAUUUUCAACAAACAGAUGAAAAAUCAAAUUUCAUGUGCCUUUGUCUUCCACAAAAUCUUUCACUUAUUUUUCAUCUUGAAGAGAGUACGACCAACAAACCAAAAGCAAAAGAACGAUUAAAAACUUCUGAUCAAUUAAAUAAUGUUCAUAAUGCUGCCAAAUGUUUAUUAUGUUGUAAAGAUUUUGGUAUUGAAAUUACGAACAACAAUCAUUUAUAUUCAUCAUCAAACAAUGAACCAUCAUCAGAAGUGGAACAAAAAUCUGAUUCGGAAAUGAUUGAUAAUGUUAAUGAUCUGGAAGUACAUCGUGAUGAAGUAUUACGUUUAGUAUCAAAUUUAAGCGUUGCAAUUUAUUCUAAACAAUCGGAACAAGGACUUUUAAGUCUUAAGCAAAAAUAUCCAAAAAUAUUUGAAAAUUUCUGCCUUUAUUCGGAUGUUUGUUUACAAAUGGAACGUAAUAAUUAUAAAAUAACUGCAAGAAGAUUUUUACAUGAACUUUUUAUGGAUAUCAAUGUUAAUCAGUUUUAUCAACAUGCCGAAGCUAUAAUGAGGAAGUACGAACAUUUAAAACCAAUUGAAUCAUGAACCAAUCAAGAUAAUAAAAACAAUGAAUGAAAUUUUGUUGUCAAUCUUUCAUUUUUUAUUUAUUUAUUUUUUAAA
Molecule: messenger RNA, 6196 nt
Organism: Dermatophagoides pteronyssinus (European house dust mite)
Lineage: Eukaryota; Metazoa; Arthropoda; Arachnida; Sarcoptiformes; Pyroglyphidae
Gene: rictor
Product: rapamycin-insensitive companion of Tor
Biological process (GO): TORC2 signaling; positive regulation of phosphatidylinositol 3-kinase/protein kinase B signal transduction
Cellular component (GO): TORC2 complex
Molecular function (GO): protein serine/threonine kinase activator activity
Source: RefSeq, a predicted model, not a curated record